AUGUGUAAAGUAAUCAAGACACUAAAGCGAGCCCGGCAACCUGUCAUCACAGAUGUGAGCAUAACCUGGAAACUAGAAAAAGACUGGACUGUGCAGCAGAUCCCCUCGUCUCUUCCUCCGCUUUUCAGUGGAGACAGGCUUGUUGUUUAUGGCGUUCUGAAGGCGUCUGAAAACAAAAAAAACGGUAGCGGAGUGAAUGAAGUGAAACUCGAAGGUAACGCAGAAAAUGAUGCUCAAGUGGAUCAUAUCAUUCAGUUUGCAUCCCCCGCCAUAGAAGACAACUGGGAUACAGAUGCAAGAACCGAAGGAAGAAUCCUUCUUCAUCGGCUAGCAGCCAAGAAUUCUAUUCAAGAAAAACAAGGUGACGUCAAUGAAUUGGGCGACAGUGGGCCAAGGGUUGAGAAAGCUAAGAGCUAUGUUAUCAGCAUCAGCAAGUCGGCCAAUGUUGUAUCAAAGUUAACGUCGUUUGUGGCUGUUGACAAAGACAGCCGUGAGCCUGUAUCUGGACCGCUUCGAAAACGAGUGGCCAACUUUGCCUCAAUGAUUACGUCUGCGGCUGGUAAGAAACAAGCCUACUAUAUAAGCACGGAAACACAGUCUGCCAACAUUCCGUGGGCAGCCGGAGUUUCAUCUGGAGCUCUUCCACCUCUUCGAAAACGAAAGAAACCGCGAAGGGCCAGGAAACCCUGCCUUAGUGCUCCUCUCGUUUCCACUCAUAACCAGGAGAAGAAAGGUCAUCUGUCUGCCUUGUCAGUUAUUUCAUUACAGAAAGCGUCAGGGUCGUGGGACCUCACAGAUCAGCUGGCGUCCUUGUGCGAUGUAAGUAGAAGUGAUUUGAUCAAAGGAUGUUCAAAAGAGAUUGCAGCUGACACAGCUGAAGGAAAGCUGAUAUGGGCCACCGCCCUGGCUCUGGUGCUGCUGAUGGGGAAGUACUCGGAUCAGAAAGAUGAAUGGGAAAUGAUCGCUGAGAAAGGCAAAAAAUAUCUGAAAAAGAAUCUCCCGGGGAGUUUAACACUGGAUCAAGUGUUAGAGAGUGCAGCGAUCGCAGUGGGAGUUCAGGUCAAUACUGGACUGUGACCAGAUAAAUAAUUACCACUAUUUUACACCUUUUUCACAAUUACCUUAAGUGACAUGAAUUUGAUGUAAAACGCAAAACCUAACUCACGUCAUUACUUUAGUAGCUAAACGUAGGCUACCCGUUAAUCCAGGUUUGUCGUGGUGCUUACUCAAAUCCCAUCAGAAUAGAAUGAAAGAAAAAAUAGACUAUGUUUGAUCUGGCCGGAUAGGGACGGAAUUUUUCUUGUUAGUAGGCCGAUCCGGCCGAUCAAUUUUGGAUCAGAGGCAAGAUUCCCAGUUAGUUUAUCAUUAGUAUGAUGAUUUACGUAUACCAAUGUUUAGUGCGAACUCGGUGAUUCUGAUGAUUUUUUUACCAACUUGUUUUCAAAUUAUCUAAAGAAACAAAGAGAAAAAUCGGUCCAUGCUUGUUUCCUGCUCGUUUCGUCGUUAAGAAGUGCUUAUUUUUAAAUAGCUUAAGGCUAUUUCAUGGCCUGUGCGAGGGAGCCAGUCUGUGGUAACUUGCACAGAAGCGACAUAACGAAAGGGACUAAGAUUACCAAGGGGCCAAGAAACCCACUGGUUUUCUCUCAGUCGUUCAGUCUUUAGUCUCGCACCUUUGACAAAGAAUAAUUCAGCAGGCGUUAUAAUGUAGUGAGAAUACUUUGUCGUGUUUUUGUGAAUUGUGGGAAUUUUCACUCUCGAGUGUCAAAAGAGUUCCGCAAAUAUACCGCAGUUGGCGUGUAAAGUUACUUUAACGUAAUGCAUAGGCAAAC
Pocillopora verrucosa is the source of this 1829-nucleotide messenger RNA. The record is from RefSeq and is a predicted model, not a curated record. NCBI's taxonomy places the organism in Eukaryota, Metazoa, Cnidaria, Anthozoa, Scleractinia, Pocilloporidae.